Messenger RNA from Neospora caninum, 810 nucleotides. RefSeq names its product putative solute carrier family protein. Gene Ontology annotation, cellular component: endoplasmic reticulum-Golgi intermediate compartment; cis-Golgi network; Golgi apparatus. The record is from RefSeq and is a predicted model, not a curated record. NCBI's taxonomy places the organism in Eukaryota, Apicomplexa, Conoidasida, Eucoccidiorida, Sarcocystidae. Gene Ontology annotation, biological process: UDP-glucose transmembrane transport. Gene Ontology annotation, molecular function: antiporter activity. The transcript has 8 exons. Bases 1 to 810 code for a protein of 269 amino acids.
AUGGCCGUUCUCGCGGCAGCCGACGUUGCCCUAACUAAUUUCUCGUACCACUUGAUUCCCAUCAGCACGCUCACGCUCAUCAAGUCGUCUCUCGUCUUCUUCACCUACAUUCUGUCAAUCGCAUAUGGCCCUGAACAGAUGACCCCGCUCUCUCCUCCUUCUUCAGGCUUGGAACGGUUCAGAUUGGGCAUAUUUGCGACCAUGGUGGUCAUAAUGGGGAGCAUCUGUGUCACGGUCCCCAAAAUGGAAGUGAAAAAGUUUUUCGGGGUUGCGGUCGCCUUCGGAGCCGUCAUUGUUGGCGCCCUGAGAUGGGUGCUGGUACAUCGGGCCUUCAAACGCUACCCGAGUCUCUCAAUCAUACAACUCUUACUCCUCAUGCAGCCCUUGGCAAGCAUCGCGCUGUCUCCCUUAGUCGUUUUUUAUGAAAUUCCUGCAUUCCUAAGUUCUCUGGCAGAUGCUUUUGAUCCUUCAAAACUGUUCGCAGCCGCCGUCGUUACGGCAUUAGGCGUGGGGGUCGCGGUUGCGGUCGUUUUUUCUGAGUUCCGUCUUGUUGGUCUCACGUCGUCGGUAUCGCUCUGCGUGGCGGGUGUGGGGAAAGAAGUGUUGACAAUCCUGAUGUCCGUGGUGAUCUUCGGCGAAGUCCUGUCACCGGUUGUCCUUCUCGGAACCCUGUCUUCGAUCGCGGGAAUACUUUUCUAUUGUUGGUUGAGAUACAAAGAGUCCUCUUCAGGAGCUCGAAGGACCAGCGAGGCAAGGCGGUUUUCUCCAAAAGAUGUUGACGAAGCUCAACAGAUAAUGGAAAACCAAUAA